AUGGCAUUCUAUGACAAACUUUUACGGUUAACUUUCGUUGCAAUUAUUAUCUUGAUUACAUACCUGUUUAUUGAUGAUGAUAGAUUGAAUUUGGAAAAUAAUCAAGAGAAAUUAAUUCCAUUUCCCGAUUUUCCAAUCAAAAAAAUCGACGUUGGUCAGGGAGAAGACGUUUGGAUUUUAACUGAUACAGAUAAACUAUAUCAUUGGAGUACGAUCUUACAUAGUUUUGUAAUAAAGCAAGAAAAUGUUUUAGAUUUUGCUGUCGGUAAAGAGGGAACGGUCGUUUGUGUUUGUGGUAAUAAUGAAAUCUUCAUUAGAAAUUUAAAUACAAAUUGGUGGUAUAGAAUAGAUGAUGGAAGAUACACGCAUCAAACCAUUUCGAUCUGUGAUUACAAUAAAAUAUUGACAACAAAUGGAAAUAACGAUUUAAUAGUUGGCUUUUAUGAUGCUUCUUAUCCCGAGAAUAUUGACACAUACAAUUGGACAAUUAUUGAUAGUUAUUAUACUUAUUAUCAAGUUUCUUGUGCCUUUCUUGAUGAUUCUUUAUGGAUUAGAGGUAGUUUUUUACUUGCUUAUCGAUACAUAAAUAAACAUAAACAUAUUCCUAGAUCAGAAGCUCCAUUUAAGCAAAUCAAAGCUCUAUCUGAACAACGUGCAAUCGGAAUUGACUACGAUAAUAGAUUAUGGGAAUAUAAUCAUGGGAUUUGGGCUUGGAAAAGAAAUGAUGUUAAAAGUGCUUCAAUUAAUUAUGAUGCGAGUAAACCUUCUAAUAGAGAUUUUUCUCCAAAUUCACCGCCAUUUAAUCAUUUAGCACCGCAGAAACAUAAUAUAAUAAAUCAUUUAUCGAAAGCUAUACAUAAAACAUUUUCGGAACAGAGAGAACAUAGAGAAUCACAGUCAUUAAAAGGAAGUUUAUUAUUUGAAGAAGCAUUAGGACUUAAAUUAAACUGGAAUAAAGAUUUAUUAUCUGAUUUAUUACUUCGAUUUAAAACUUCACAUGAAAUUAAGAAAAAAUCAUUAGAGUUAGGGUUGCCACCUCAUAAGUUUAAAAAAGUAAUCAAACAAUUUGCUGACGAAGUUUGGAAUAAUAAACUUCAAAGGUGUAAGACUGAAGAUUUACGUGCUGCCUAUGACGCUAAUGGGAAAGAGGGUGUUAAAAAAGCUUUAACAAGUGAAUUUUUAGAGUAUAUACCAGAAUAUUUGGAAGAGCAGGAUAAAGAAAAAUAUCAUUCAUUGAAACAAUUAAGUGAUUUGAGUUUUCCUGCAGAAUGGCAUCCGGCUGCAAGAACUAUGCAACGCAAAAUCAUUAUGCAUGUUGGUCCUACAAAUUCAGGGAAAACCUAUAACGCAUUGAAAUGUUUAGAAAAGUCUGAAUCUGGCAUAUAUUGUGGUCCCUUAAGAUUACUUGCUCAUGAAAUCUUUGAUAGAAUGAAUACCAAAAGUAUCCCCUGUAACCUUGUAACGGGAGAGGAAAGGAGGGAAUUAAAAGGAUGUGAUGUUCGUUUAACCUCUUCAACUAUAGAAAUGGCCAAUUUAAAUAGUCAAUUAGAUGUAGCUGUGAUUGAUGAGAUUCAAAUGAUUUCUGAUCAACAAAGAGGUUGGGCGUGGACUCAAGCAUUAUUGGGUUUGCAAGCAAAAGAAAUCCACUUAUGCGGAGAGGCUUCAGCUGUCAAAUUAGUGAAAUCAGUAUGUGCUAGUUUAAAUGAAGAUGUUGAGGUUAGAGAGUAUCGUAGACUUUCGAAACUUGUUGUGGCCGAUGAAAGUCUCAACGGCGAUCUAGGGAAAAUUCAAAAAGGAGAUUGUGUGGUGACAUUUUCUAGAAAGGCCAUUUUUGGUCUUAAAAACGAAAUUGAACAAGUUACAGGUCUUCGAUGUGCUGUCGUCUACGGAGCUUUACCUCCAGAAACUAGAGCCAUGCAAGCUAAAUUGUUCAAUGAUCCUAAUAGUGGAUAUGAUGUUUUGAUUGCUAGUGAUGCGGUCGGAAUGGGCUUAAAUCUUAAUAUCCGUCGAAUUAUCUUUGAGACUGUAAAGAAAUUUGAUGGCAAGGAAAUCAGAUAUAUUUCGAUUCCACAAAUUAAACAAAUCGCCGGACGAGCUGGGCGAUAUGGUUUCGAUAAUCCAAUCGGUGAAGUUACUGCAUUGGAAUCCCAAGACAUGAGAUAUGUACAAAAAGCCAUGCAAACACCUUCUAUUGAAUUAGAGGUUGCUGGAUUACAACCUACUAUGGAGAUGGUUGAACAAUUUGCUCACCAACUAUCCGGUAUCGAACAAUUUGAAAAGCUCUUGGAAAAAUUUGAGGAUUUAGCUCGAGUUGAUGGUCAAUUCUUCUUGUGUAAUUUCGAUUCUCAAAAAAUAAUCGCCAAGUCGAUUGAACAUGUUGAUUUGACUAUACCGGAACGUUUCAUUUUUGCAACGUCACCUAUAAAUUCAUCGGAUCCAAAACUCAUGCUAGUUAUUAAAAAGCUUGCGAAAUAUCAUAGUGACCGCAUACCCGUCUCACUUGGUUCAAUUUUGCAUCUUGAUGCCAAAGUACCACGGGACAUACAAACAUUAUCUUACAUUGAAUCAAAACAUCGUAUCAUCAUGCUAUAUUUAUGGCUAAGUUAUCGAUUUCCUGAAACGUUCUUGAAUAUCGAAGAAGCACUUGAAAUGAAAACAAGAUGUGAGGCGUUAAUUCAUGAAUCAUUACAAUCAUUGAAAUUCUCAAGAAAUCGACAUCGCAUAACAAAAUCAGAUGUUAAAAAGAUGAAUAAGACUUUUAACCAAUCUCAAGAGAAACAAUUAGCUCGAGAACAUAAAUCUAAAUAUCCUAAUAGGAUAAGAAAUUACGAAAAGAGGACGGAAGAAAAGUUAAGAAAAAAUGAGGAUAAGUUGCGAAAGGUUUUACAAAGGUUUUUAGGGUUAGAGAUUUUUGAUUAUUUAUCACCUAGUAUCACGUCCCUUUGCUUAUUAUUCCGAGGACAUUUUUGGGACGUUAGUCCUAUCCCUUUACCAUUCAUAGGAAAUUUACAUCAAAUUGGCAUUAGAUUUGAUAAAUUCGCCAAUGGUCAAACGAGUAAGCACGGGGAUUUUUGGGAAUUUUUCAUAGGGAAUCAAAGGAAUGUUGUCAUAUCACGACCAAAUUUGAUAAAAGAAUUAUGCAAGGAAAACAAUUCAAUAAAUUAUUUUACAAAGUAUAAAGACAUUAAAUUAGAUUCGAUGAAUAUUAUUAUCAAUUAUGGAGUUAUAUUUAAUAAUAAUUAUGAGAAAUGGAAAUAUUAUAGGAAAUUUUUUGAGAAAUCCGUUUGUUCCAUGAGAUUUUUAAGGGGACUCACGAAAUCCAUUCAACAUAUUUUUAAUGAAGUAGAAUUAAAUUGGAAUAAACAAUUACAGCAAAGACAACAACAGGGAAUAAAUGAUGAUUUGAUCUCAUUAGAUUUAUCUGUUUGGAGUAGAUAUUUUUUAACCGAUAUAAUCUUAUCAACCUCAACGAAGAAUUCCUCAAAUUAUUUACCAGGAUUCAAAGGUUUAUCAGAAACUUUUAAAAGAAAUAAUAAUUGGUUAUUUUAUAAUUUGUUAGAAAUUAUUAAACAAAGGAGGAAUGAGAUCGCUUUAUUGAAGGAAAAGGAACCUAUCGAUUCAUCAGAUUUAUUGGAUAUUUUGUUGACCAUAAAUACUACACGUGAUCCGAAUGGAUUCGAUGAGAAUUCGGAUAAAAAUGAUAAAAGUAAUAAAUCAAUGUCCGAUAAUGAAAUUCUUGCCAUUAUAUUGGACAUAGAUAUUGGUGGGCGCGAUCCGACUGCAAGUACAUUUUGCUUUACGGUGUAUAAUAUUUGCAAACAUCCCAAAGUUUUGCAAGAAUUUCGUGAAGAAAUUGUUGAAGUAUUGGGUACCGAUUUCUUACGACCGAUAAAGUUCGAAGAUUUAAGUAAAUUCAAAUAUCUCGAAGCAAUAAUUAAAGAGGCACAAAGAAUCAUCCCAUUAAAUCCAUUAAUACCACUUCAAUCACAUAAUAAAAUAAUACUUAAUGGGCAUAUAAUAGAGAAGGAUACCCCGAUAUGGUUACAUCAAGAAAAACUACAUAAAGAUGAAAAUUCUUGGCAUGAAUCAGAAAGAUUCAUACCGGAGCGAUUUUUAAAUAACGGAUUAGGUAACAACAUAUUUAUACCUUGGUGUGAAGGUAUUAUUAGAAAUUGUCCAGGAAAAAAUAUGGCCAUGAUAAUAUUAAAAUGUUUAUUAAUAUUAUUAUUUAGAAAAUAUAAUAUUGAAUUAGUUGAUAAAGUUAGUCCUGCCAAAGUAAUGUACUUUG
Funneliformis geosporum is the source of this 4288-nucleotide messenger RNA. The record is from the annotation of a GenBank genome assembly. NCBI's taxonomy places the organism in Eukaryota, Fungi, Glomeromycota, Glomeromycetes, Glomerales, Glomeraceae.